Pimephales promelas (fathead minnow) is the source of this 2464-nucleotide messenger RNA. RefSeq names its product cytosolic phospholipase A2 gamma. The record is from RefSeq and is a predicted model, not a curated record. Gene Ontology annotation, cellular component: nucleoplasm; cytosol; nuclear envelope. Gene Ontology annotation, biological process: glycerophospholipid catabolic process. Gene Ontology annotation, molecular function: calcium ion binding; calcium-dependent phospholipid binding. NCBI's taxonomy places the organism in Eukaryota, Metazoa, Chordata, Actinopteri, Cypriniformes, Leuciscidae.
AAAGGACCUCUUCUGCCUUGUCAGAGAGAAAACGUGUUGCUGGUGAAUUCUCAGGAUUUAUAAGACUACACAAGAACAAUGAGUUCAUCCAAACUUCAGGAAAGUGAGGUGAGAAUUGAACACUCUCUGCAUAAAAAUGAGGAGGAGUUUAGAGUCAGCAGGAGAAACACUGUUCAACAAGGCCUGCAGAACCUUGGGAUACACUGCAGUGUGGAUGAAGUGCCAAACAUUGCAUUAUUGGGAUCUGGAGGAGGAGAAAGAGCCAUGGUGGGUUUGCUGGGAUCCCUGGUUCAACUCCAGAAAACUCCCAGUCUUCUGGACUGUGUCCUUUAUCUGAGCGGAGUCUCUGGAUCCACCUGGUGCAUGGCCUCCUUAUAUCAGGAGCCAGACUGGUCCACCAAACUAGAGGCGGUGAAAGACAAGAUCAUCCAGAGACUCAGCGGUCCUGCAGUCUGCUGGGGAGAUGCAUUUGCCAAACUGGAGAAAUAUUACAAUGAGAAAGACAUCUUCAGCAUGACUGACUUCUGGGCAGCGAUGGUCGUCACCACAUAUGUGAAAGAGAUCGAUGAACAACCAUUAACAAAGUAUUGGAACCAGGAGAGUAAAGACCCGUUUCCCAUCUACACAGUGAUCGACAAGCAAAGCAAACAGAUAAAGGAAGGAGACCCCUGGUUUGAGAUCACUCCACAUGAAGCAGGUUUUUCCCUUAUUGGAGCAUUUGUGGGAACCUCCAGCUUUGGCAGUCAGUUUGAUAAAGGCUCCAUGAUCAAGAAGCAGCCUGAAAUUGACAUGCUGUACCUGCAAGGUCUGUGCGGCAGCGCUUUAGCUGAUGGAGACGAGAAUGUGAAUUUCAUCUGGCAGUUGAUAAAAGAUUUCAUAAAUAAUUCUAAAUCCCCUGAUAGAACGGAGAAAGAAGAUCCAGACUCUCACAUAGGUUUCCAGGUGCUCUUGGACCUUGUGAACAUGAUUCUCUAUGUUUUGAAUGGCAAAGAUCCUUCGGCUCUUGAGGACUCCAUCAGAACAACAGUGAACAACCUCGCUGGAGACAAAAGUCAGCUGAUUUUUCAACAGGGGAAACUGGAUCUCACUGAUAAAGAAGCUGCAAACCUGUACAUGAAGAAUUUCACCAUGGAUGUAUGCCACAAUUUGAGUGUUCGGUUCAAUUUCCGUCUUACCGUCAACAUUUAUAAAUGCAUGACUCAGUGGAUUUGGGGCAGGAAAUAUGACUUUCUCCACAACAUGACAGUGUCAAAUGAAGCAGUGCCCGCCGCUCUACUGGAAAGUAAGACGAGAGACUAUGAAGAUGCGGGACUGUUGCUCAACUCGCCCUACUUCUCAGUGCUGAGAAAAGAGAGAAACACUGACCUCAUCAUUUCCCUGGAUUUCAGUCAUGGUGAUCCUUUCAUGACAGUGACGGAAGCUGCCAAGAUGUGCAGGAAACGAAACAUCCCUUUCCCUGAGGUCAACAUUCCCGAUGGACACUCAGAGAAACCGAAGGACUUCUAUGUGUUCAAAGGCAAAAACGUUCCAACCGUGAUUCACAUCCCUCUCUUUAACGUGGUCAACUGUGGAGGUAAAAUUGAGGACUGGAGGAAGAGAUAUCGCACGCUUCAAAAUCCUUUCAGUGCUAAGAUGAUCACUGAUCUAAUGGAGGUUGCUGGAAAAAACAUCUUAAACAAUAAAGCAAAAGUGGUGGAAGAGAUUAAUGCGAUCGUUGGGCAAAAAAGAUCCAGGCGCUAACAAGAUCAAAUUUAACAGGCAAAUCAAUACACAACUAAUAACAAACUAAAUACAGACUAAAUUGAACAUAGAUGAUUUAACAAUAAAUUGUGUUUCAUUUCUUUUUCUCUCUUUAAUAAUCACUUAAAAUUGAUAGGCAUUAAUGCUUUGUUUGUUUGCCCAUAAAAUCUUUAAGAUAUUAGGAUAAACUUAUUUGGCUUGCUGUCCACUGGAGAGGGGCUCGAUGAAGCCGCUUCAACUCGAGCUCUUAUACACCCCCAGUGGUGAAAUGUACGACCUGAAGAUUAAAGGGCGAGGAACCUAAGAUGAAGGUGGAGUUUAGGGAGGUGGAGGGAUACUGGAACAGCUGAUGCUAGGGAUUGGUAAGCGGCUGCUUAUAUACUCAGGCUGUUGAUUGAAAGAUUAGAUUGGCUCACUCCUCCCUAAUUUAUGUUUAGGAGCUUCAUUUAUUACUUUUUGUGCAAAAUGUGAUUUGUGUGACAUAAUAAGAUAAUCAGAUGUUGGUAAAGUUUGUGCUUCACUUCUGUUUAAUGUUGAACAUGUUUCAAUCUGUUUGAAAGAUCAUGAUUGACCUCUAUUAACAGCUGAUCAUUAAUAAAACUAAUCAUUAACUAAUUAUUAAGAAAAUAAGCACAAUAUCAUAUUAGCUACUUUGACAAAAAAAUUAUCCUUGUCAGUUAUUGUUUCUGUUCCAAUACAUUAAUAAAGUGCUCUUGAAAAAUAA